Molecule: messenger RNA, 1204 nt
Organism: Cephus cinctus (wheat stem sawfly)
Lineage: Eukaryota; Metazoa; Arthropoda; Insecta; Hymenoptera; Cephidae
Product: general odorant-binding protein 56a
Exons: 6
Coding region: 607-1038 (143 amino acids)
Molecular function (GO): odorant binding
Source: RefSeq, a predicted model, not a curated record
UUUUUUAAUCAAGCAUCAUGCAACGUUUUGAGUCAGUGUUACUUUGCUACUAAAUUUCUGUCUCUCAUAAAUGACAUUUAAAUUUAUAUGAAAUGUUAUUAAUCAUUUGAUACUUCAUUAUUAUAUUUUGGCAGUUUUAGUUCUCUUCGAUUUUAUCAUAUCGAUUCAAUUCUAAUGAGCCGCUAAGUGCGGAUCAGUUGACGAAAAUACGUGAAGUUGCCAAUAAAUGUUUCGUAGACAAAAGCUUACAGAGCGAAUUGAAACGGAUGAAGUUAUGAACUAAUUAUAUUAAAAAAUAAAGAAUAAAAAAUUAUUUAAAAAUUGUUUAAACAAAUGUUAUUUAUUUUGACAAUCAAGAAUAUUAUACCAUUGUUCAUUAUAUAGCUAUAAAAACAGUCAGUAAUAAAAAAUCGCAUUAGGCAUUGUACAGUUGUAGUGAAUUGUUCUGAAUAAUAAUAACGCUUUUUAAAUUGGCUUCAUUACCAUGAGUCGCGAAAAAAGAAAAUAACGGCAAAAAGAAAAAUAAAUUAAAAAAUUUGUGUAAAAAGUAAAUUAGUAUUAUAUCCCAGUUGUCGAAAGUCGAGUUCGCGCCAAUUUGCAUAUAAAAUGCGAUUUUCAGUCCGAAGUUCAACAUUGCUCAUCAAAAUGAGGGUCCAGGUAUUACCGUUUUGUCUACUUGUGAUGAUUUACACAACUUGUUUCACUUUGGCAUUGAAAAUACCUAUGACAAUGCAGAAACAUCUGAAGCCCUGUCAAACAGAAUUGAACCUAACUGAUAGCACACUUAUGAAUAUCGAAAAAAAUGACGAGAAAAGAGAAUUGAGAUCGUGUUUGGGUGCUUGUAUGUUAAAGAGGGAAGGAGUUCUUAAUGCUAACGGGACGUUUAACAAAAUGAAAGCCAUUAAUAUAAUUGAUCCUCGUGUAUCAAAAGAGGAUGCCUAUAAGGCUAUUGAUAAUUGCCAGAAUGAAGUAUCCAAGAAUAUAUGUGAAACGGCCGAACUGCUUUAUAAAUGUUUUACGGUAUACAACGUGUUAUAAUCUGGAUUCGUUUUACAAGAAGAAGUAUUUCUAUAAUAAGAAGAAAAAAGAAGUAAAAAUAUCAGAAUCCAGUCGGCGGCAUAAUGUGAAUUUUCGAUUAAUAAAAUCAUGAAUAUAUAUAUAUAUUCCUUUAGUAUCCGAAUCAAUAAAUUUAUAAUAGCAUCAA